UUCUUUGGUUCUGAGUGAGUUUUCCAGCAAUCUGUGAAUCUCAUUGGUUUCUUCUCCAGACAAGACACAGUCCACAAGCCUUCCAUGGCUCUCUACGCCGUAGAAUUCAAUUCAGAAAUUGAAGUCCAGAAGUGAUAUAAUCAUCCAUUGUAAAGUGGCCACAACUAUAGAGCGUUCUCUUUCAUCAUCAGAAGAGGAGAAGAAGAGUGAACAAUGAAUCUGCUGCCAAGCGGAGGCGGCGGAGGGGCUUCUCUGUCCUCUUCUGACCGGUGCGCUUUGAAAUUCGCCCACCCAAUUCCUCCCCUCUUCUCUAACCGCCGCCCCGGGCGUUCCAAUUGCAACCCGACUCAAAGCCCGCAAACUCCGCCCAAGCUCCCCAGUCUUGCUGCCGCUAACCCGGGAGCUACCCGGCCCUCUGCCGCCACCGUCACACCGCCCAGUUCAACUCUAGACACUCACGUCAAUGCCGCCGGUGAUGAUGUAAUCUCUUUGAUCACCCAAGAUAAGGUUCCUCCUGAAGGUGUAUUCCAAUUCCAGAAGCCCAAUUCUUCUUUUCGCAUUGACAAAUGGAGUAAAGUGGCAUUGUUAGCUGGAGGGGAUGUAGUGGCUUUGCUGUUGUUCUCAGCAAUUGGAAGGUUCACUCAGGGAUUGCCGGUCUUCCACUCAGAGACAUUGCGAACAGCUGACCCUUUUACUGCUGGCUGGUUUUUUAGUGCAUAUUUUCUUGGGGGAUAUGCAGAGGAUGGUCUAGGAAUGAAUGGUCUGUUCAAGGGGUUUAUUGCUGCAACAAAGACUUGGUCUUUAGGUAUCCCAUUGGGUUUAAUUAUUAGGGCAACAACAGACGGUCACAUACCGUCAGCCAACAUUAUCACAGCUACAAUGAGGAGCACUGCUGUAUUGCUUAUUGGAUGGAGAACACUAUUGCUGAGUUCUUUACCAGAUGGGAGGCGAUGAAAAUGAUGUUAAUAAGCAUUGUAACCCAUUGCACUUUCUGAGGUUUUGACAUCACUUGUGGGAGGAUGAUAAUUGUUGCAACACAAGUGAGCUUUACUAUACAUACUAUUAGAAGGCAAUUUUCAAGAUGCAAGAGAAAUUGGCAUUUCUUAAUAUCUAUGCAACAUUUUGAUGGAAUUUCCCAAAUGCUUCAGCCAUAAUUCCUCCCGGCAAUCAGUAUAAGAUCGAUGUGCCUGAUUACUCAGACGGUUUGCCUGCUAAAUGUGGGAAGGAAGAAUCACCAACCCACAAUAACUCUUUUUGCUCUAUACAUAUCAAAGUCUUCAGAAAUAGACUUCAAUAAAAUGACCUUAGAUUACUUGAGAACUUCUAGUCACAUAUAUCAGAAUUUCAGUGUCCAAAAACUGAUAUAUCAGAAUAAUAUAUAUAUAGUUUUCUUGGGCACACUUUAACUGAUGAUACAAAUCAUUUCUUGAGCAUCCUAUUAGCUGAAUUUUGUA
Ipomoea nil (Japanese morning glory) is the source of this 1454-nucleotide messenger RNA. RefSeq lists its product as uncharacterized. The record is from RefSeq and is a predicted model, not a curated record. The transcript is spliced from 5 exons. Bases 214 to 954 code for a protein of 246 amino acids. Lineage: Eukaryota; Viridiplantae; Streptophyta; Magnoliopsida; Solanales; Convolvulaceae.